CAUUAAUUUAUAGGGGUUUGCCAGGACCAGUAAACAAAUGAGUUAGAAUCCAACUUUAAAAUUUUGUACUGUACUCUGUAGAUACAGCGGUAACACUAACAUGCAUGCAGUGUAGCGUAGUGACACCGUACAACCAGUGCAAGUCUGAAUUACUUAGUUCUAGGUUUAUCAUGGAUACAAAUGAAAUGGAGAAAAAGAAGAAUGAUCCUUGGUGGAAAGAAGUGGAGGAGUUAGCUCUAAAAUGUCUUGGGAAUUCUGUUCCUGUGGAUCUACAUACAGCCUUACUUAAACUUCUUCAAAAGGCCAGUGUUGAAGCUGAUAGGUGUAUCCAGUUGCGUCAAGUGAAAAGAUCAGAGAAGUUGUAUGAAAUAAUGACAAGUUUCUUCCUGCACUUUCAUGUCAAAAACUCUGCUUUGAAGAAGCUUUUAUCAAGUCCUUGUUAUGAAGACCUUUUAUCAGCAAUGUUGUCUCUCACUGUUGAUCUGCAGCUCUUCCUUGCGAGUCAAGACAAUGUCAGGUGGCACCAGAAUAAUGCAAUUAGAGAUGUACUACUGUACUUAGGUAAUACGAGCGAGUAUAUUUGGGAUGUUAUAAUACAGAGUGUACUGUUAAGACAGAAGAACCCGAAAAUUGUGUAUCCAGUGAUCAGGCGACUUAUGGAAGCUGGCCCAAGGGAAGUUAAUGACCCUAAACAAUUUAUGAAAUUCCUACUGGCUGGUCAUUUCUGGAUGAAAUCCACGGGUUUGCCUGAUCACAAGCAGUAUGUGAAAUCUUUUAUGUUGAUGUUGUCUCCUCCCACAGCAUUUCUGGAUUGGUACAACCGUUUGAAUAUCAAAGGAUUGCCAAAGAAAACAUCAUCAAAAAAAAUCACCAAGCUUUUCUUGAAGAAAUUGCCUCGCUCGACACUGGUGAAGAUUUGUGAUAUGUUGAGUGAAGAUAUUGAGGCACCUGAUGAUAUAAACCUUCCAGAAGAGGAAGAAUCAGAGAAAACUAAGGACCAGUUGUUUUUUAUUGACACAAAAGGAGAAGGAGAAAAAGCUGAAUUUUAUGGCAAAGAGCAUCUGGAAGAUAAUGUAGACACCCUUAUAGCUUCCCUGGAUGAUAAAUUAUUUCAGGAACCUGAUGAAAGUAAAAAGAUGGAGGUAGAAAGUAAUUAUACCGAAGCAGAAGAGUUACCAAUUAAUGAUAAGCAUUGCAGUCAAAGAAAAGAAAAAUUACCAAAUGCAGAUAAAAGACUUCAUUGUAAGAAGAAACAAAAUCCUAGAAAGAGAAAGAGUGUGAAUGGAGACGAGAGAUCAAAAAAGAUGAGAAAGGUUCAGGAAGCCGAUAAAGAGAAAUUACCAAAGAGGAAUAAGAAGUCGUUAAGUAAGCACAGGCAAUACAAUCACGUUGAAGAAAAGCCAUUGCAAGAAGAUAGAAAUGUCAGUAAUGUUGUGAAAAAAAUGUCACUAAACAAAAAUAGUGGAAAGUUAAAGUCAUCAGUUAGUAAAAGUGAGUGGUCUAUAAAUAAUGAUGAGAAGUCAGAUCAAGACGAAUAUAUAAAGAAAGAUGAAUUAAAAAAUACUCCUGGUAAAGAUGGAAAGUUCAGUUACUGCACAAAGAAGUCUCCAAGCCAAGAUGGAAAGCUUGGUUACAGCAUAGAAAAGUCUUCAAAUAAUGAUGGAAAAAUUGAUCACAGCACAAAGAAGUCUCCAAGCCAAAAUGGAAAGCUUGGUUACAGCAUAGAAAAGUCUUCAAAUAAUGAUGGAAAGCUUGGUUACAGCACCGAAAAGUCUCCAAGCCAAAAUGUAAAGGUUGGUUACAGCACAGAAAAGUCUCCAAGCCAAGAUGGAAAGCUUGGUUACAGCACUGAAAAGUCUCCAAGUCAAAAUGGAAAGCUUGGUUACAGCACAGAAAAAUCUCCAAGUCAAAAUGGAAAGCUUGGUUACAGCACAGAAAAAUCUCCAAGCCAAAAUGGAAAGCUUGGUUACAGCACAGAAAAGUCUUCAAGCCAAGAUGGAAAGCUUGGUUACAGCAUAGAAAAGUCUCCAACCCAAGAUGGAAAGCUUGGUUACAGCAUAGAAAAGUCUCCAAGCCAAGAUGGAAAACUCGGUUAUAGCACACAAAAGUCACCAAGCCAAGAUGGAAAACUCGGUUAUAGCACACAAAAGUCUCCAAGUAAAGAUGAAAAAUGCAGUUACAGCAUAGAAAAGUCUCCAAGUAAAGUAAAGAGAAAUCUCAGUUUUAGUACAGAAAAGUCUCCAAGUAAAGAUGAAAAACGCAGUUACGGUGCAAAAGAGUCUUCAAGUGAUGAUGAAAAACUUGAUUACAGUACAGAAAAGUAUUUACGUAAAGGAGAUGGAAAGCUCAGUUUUAGCACAAUAAAGUCUCCAAGUAAAGAUGGAAAGUUAAAUUAUAGCCCAAGAAAAUCUCCAAGUAAAUAUGGAAAACUCAAUGGUAGUAUAGAACAGUCUCCAAAUAAACAUAAUUACAGAAAGCAAAAUAUAUUAAAUACAACCCCAAGCAAGGACCAAAAAAUGAACUGUAGUGAAGAAAAGCUUCAAGAUAAUAAUGAAGAAGGCAACCACUAUGAUGUAUUGAAGUCCCCAAAUAAAUCUUCUUAUGAAGAAAAGAAAUCAGUUGAGAAGAAAAAAAUUGUUCAUGGUGAAGAAAAUUUAUUUGGUAGUAUAGACAAGGAGGCAAAUGAAGACUUUAGUGAUAAUCAUCAUUCAGUUGAUGUUGAGGAUUCUGUUAAUAAGGAAAGAAUUAAAAUAUCUACCAUUAAUGAUGUUCAACUCGUUAAUUCUUCACAUACCACUCAGUCAUCAAGUAAGUUACAAACCUCAACCCUCAGGAGGUCAGCUAGGGUCAGAACACAGUCUAAUACUAAUUGUGACUUGGAAAGCACUGAAAAAGAAGCUUGUUUGAAAUCAGAUGAUGCUUUGAAAAAUAUUUUUGUAUUAACAGACAAUGAAGAAGAGUUGGCCAGUUUUGAAUCACUUGCAGAAGAAGAUAUUAGUGUUCUGAAAACUCGCACGCCUACUCAUGACAUAAAUGAACAAAUGAGUAACAAUCUUGCUAGAGAACCAGUUGUACUCCUCUCCCCUACAGUGUUAGGUAGUCAUUCGAAAGGAGAUGCUUCACUCACAGGAUCUAGCCAGUCAGAAACUGAACAGCACAGUUUUAUUUCUGAGCCAGUUAUUUCUCACUCCUUAGACCCCGUUGUGCCCGAAAAAGAGCUGGUAUCUGAUUCUGAAGACUCUGAAAGCUUUGAUGUAACAAAUUUGGAUUUUACAGUUCAUCUUAGAACCAGAAGACUGUUGGAAAGUGGUGAUGAAACAUCAAAAGAUAGUGCCAUUGUUUGUGAUGACGGUUUCAAAGAUGAUGAAUCUUCCAAACAACAACCUGUUUCUAACACCGACAUAUCUUCCGUCAGCUCACCAUCUCACGGCUAUGGGCUACGAACUCCUCGUUCAAAACUAGUAAACCCCAUUAGAAAAAGAUACUUAGAAGAUAUUGAUGAAUGUUCUAAAGAAAAUCCUUCCCCAUCUCCUAAGCUUUCACCCACCAAGUCUAGAAGUCUAAUAUUGGAGGACACUACAGAAAAUUCCCACCCUUCUGUUUUAUUACAGUUAGAUACUUCAGAAAUGCCUAGUGAAAUUUAUAACGUCUCACCCUCCAAAUCUUUUUCACCAUCUACAAAGGUCUCAAAAAGGAAAUGCUUAAAUAUCCUGAAGGGGUCAGACAUAGAAAAUAGUAAAGAGCCCGGCGUAUCCAGUAAUAUGGGAGAAGUACGCUCACCUAAUGUUCAACUAAGAAAUAUAUCUGUUACAGAUACCAGUUUUUCAGGGAGAAAGGAAAAACCAUCUUGCUCACCUUCUCAAAAACAUAUUGCAGCCAGUAAUGUUCCUUCAUCAAGUAACUCUCCCAGGAGAAGAGAGUAUAAUCUUAGGUCACGUCGGAAGUCAAGUGCCACUCCAAAUAAAACAAGCUAGCUCCAACUUUAACAUUUUUUAAGUUUUUAUAAAUAAACUUUUAUUUUUGUGUUCUGA
This is a messenger RNA of Limulus polyphemus (Atlantic horseshoe crab), 4031 nucleotides long. RefSeq lists its product as uncharacterized. The transcript is spliced from 10 exons. The coding region runs from base 105 to 3974 and encodes 1289 amino acids. The record is from RefSeq and is a predicted model, not a curated record. NCBI's taxonomy places the organism in Eukaryota, Metazoa, Arthropoda, Merostomata, Xiphosura, Limulidae.